Aptenodytes forsteri (emperor penguin) is the source of this 4416-nucleotide messenger RNA. RefSeq names its product NRDE-2, necessary for RNA interference, domain containing (gene NRDE2). Bases 66 to 3587 code for a protein of 1173 amino acids. The transcript has 14 exons. NCBI's taxonomy places the organism in Eukaryota, Metazoa, Chordata, Aves, Sphenisciformes, Spheniscidae. Gene Ontology annotation, cellular component: catalytic step 2 spliceosome. The record is from RefSeq and is a predicted model, not a curated record. Gene Ontology annotation, molecular function: protein binding. Gene Ontology annotation, biological process: negative regulation of RNA catabolic process; RNA processing; regulatory ncRNA-mediated post-transcriptional gene silencing.
GCGCCAUCUUGCCCCGCCACUCCGCGGGGCAGUUCGGGCAGACAGCAGUGGUGGUAAGCCGAGACAUGGCCCUGUUCCCGGCUUUUGCCGGUGCCACCGAGCCCGGGGAGCCCCCAGCCGACAGCAGCGAGAGCUCCAAGAAAGAAUUGGACUGGCUUAGUAACCCAAGCUUCUCUACAGAGGAUGCACUAUUACUGCAUCAGCGCACUACAGAAGUUGCAAAUCUCAUCCCUGAAAAAUCACCACUAAUAAGGACUACUUCAAGAUCAGAGUUGUCAGAGGAAAGUGAUACAGAUGAGAGUCUGAAACAGUCAAGUAAGAAAAGGAAAAAGAAAAAGAAAAAGCAUCACCACUAUAAGAAGACAAAAAAGAAAACCAAAGGAGACUCCAGUAGCAGCGAAUCAGACCUGGACACUAAGCACAUCAAGGACAAAGCCACAAGAAGUAGCAGAAAUCAUGAAAAGGAAGCAGCAGCAAAUCUAGAUAAGAAAACAUCAAAUCCUACCAGCAAUUGCUUUAUUUGGCUUGAUGAUAUCCAGGCUUUCACAGCAGAAACCUUCAGAAUAGACAAGAAAGCAGACCCUGCAAACUGGGCCUACAAAUCCCUGUAUCGAGGGGACAUAGCAAGAUAUAAAAGGAGAGGAGAGUCCUGUCUUGGCAUAGAUGCAAAGAAACAGUGUAUAACUUGGGACAGUUCUGCAUCAAAAAGGAAGCAAUUACAGAGGCGACCUGAGCGCUACUUCACAAAGAACAAUGUGAAGAUGCUGAACACAGAUGGGAUUCCUGUUUGCAAUAGAAGUUCUCCAUCUGACCCAACUACUUUUAUACCAGUUUUCCAAAUGGAAACUGAUGAUCUUUCCGACACAGUGGAGGUAAAUCCUCUUGGGAUUUAUGAUCCAUCAACUACAGUGUGGCUACAAGGAAAAGGGUGUAAGAGUACAGACCAUGAGCCUGUAAAUAUGCAGCAAACAAUUCAAGAGCCUGGGAUAAAGAUUAAUUCCAUUCUAAUGACAAAAGUGGAAGAACAUAACAAGAAAGUCAGAGAAAACCCAAGAGAUAUUAAUGCUUGGAUGGAAUUUGUUUCUUUUCAGGAUGAAUUAAUGAGAGGACCUAGCCCUUAUGCCAGUAAGGGAGAGCAGGAAGUAAGAAGAAAAUCACUGAAGUUAAUCUUAGAAAAGAAACUGGCUAUUUUAGAGAGGGCGAUUGAAAGCAAUCCAAGUAAUGUUGAUCUGAAACUCGCCAGGCUGAAGCUUUGCACAGAAUUCUGGGAACCACCAGCUUUGAUCAAAGAAUGGCAGAAGCUAAUUUUCAUACAUCCCAAUAAUCCAGAGCUGUGGAAGAAAUAUCUCCUGUUCUGUCAAAGUCAGUUCACUACUUUUUCUGUUUCAAAAAUCAAUGGUCUCUAUGGAAAAUGUUUGACUACAUUGGCAGCUGUACAGGAUGGCAGCAUGGUAUCACAUCCUCUACUGCCUGGUACAGAAGAAGCUAUGCUAGCUAUAUUUAUUCAGCAGUGCCACUUUCUGAGACAGGCUGGCCAUUCUGAGAAAGCAGUGUCUUUGUUUCAGGCUCUGAUUGACUUCACCUUCUUUAAACCUGACAGUGUAAAAGAUCUGCCAACAAGGGGACAGGUGGAAUUCUUUGAACCCUUUUGGGAUAGUGGAGAACCACGAAUUGGAGAAAGAGGAGCAAGAGGCUGGAAAGCAUGGAUGCACCAACAAGAAAAGGGUGGCUGGAUUGCUCUUAAGCCUGAUGAUGAUGAUGAUGAUGAUGAUGAAGAGAUAGAUGAGGAUCAAGAAAUAAAGGACAAAACUCUUCCCAAGUGGCAUAUUUGGUUGGAUAUUGAAUAUUCUCGUGAAGCAAGGCAUUGGUUACCAUGGAGGCCAGAAAAAAACAAAAAGGAAACUGAAGAAGAUUGUGAAGAUCCAGAAAGACAGGUAUUAUUUGAUGAUCUUGGACCAUCUUUAAUCCAGCUUUCUAAUCCAGAUCUUCAACGUCAACUACUAUACUCAUUUUUGCAAUUCCUGGGAGUUCCAUGUACAAGUAAACUCUUUCCUUCCAACCUCUAUAUUGCCAUGGAUGAAAAUAACAUCUUUGACAGUGUGCUUUCUGAUGAAAAGCCACUGACUUCUGUUGAUUUUCCACUUUCUGGAUUCAACGGUAUUGGUCAUAUGGACACGAUGCUUCGAGGGAGACAUCACAUAGGCCACUAUAAAGAAGGAGAGGAGUUCAUACAGAACGUUUUUCAUGUUCUAUUCUUGCUAUUUUCAGGAAAGGAAAAAUCUAACCUGUCCAUUUGUUGGUUACAGUAUGAAAUAUCGAAGGUAGUUCAGUGUCUACAAGCAAAAAACAAGAAGAAGCUGAAAGCACAAGGGAGGAAGAGUAAAAAGUUGGCCAAGAAUCUCCUUAAAGCACCUGACAACCGAAACCACCUUUCUCUCUGGAAACUGUAUGCCUACCUAGAAUGGCUGCUUGGCAACAUUGAUGAUGCCAGGAAGGUAUUUGACACAGCUCUUUGCGCGACAGGGACAGGAGGACUGAAGAGUCCCCAGCUCUGCAGCCUCAGUCUGCUUUAUGCUCAGCUGGAAGUGGAACUACUAGAAAGUAUAGAAGGAGCUGUUAUGUCACGUGCUGUUCAUAUAUUGACCAAAUUGGCUGAAAGUGGACCAUACAUGCCCUACAGUGGACAAGUGUUAUCUGUGAACAUCUUGAAAGCUCGUAAAACAUAUGAGCAUGCACUGCAAGAUUAUUUAAGUAAAACACCAGUUGCUGAUCAAGAUCAGGUCAGUGAUGCUAAUCAGCUGGUUAACUUGGUUGGUUGUUACGCACUGUUCCAGUAUUUGACUGUUGGGAUUGAUGCUGCAGUGUUAAUAUAUGCACAGACUUCAGAAAAACUUGAAGCUCCUGGUCCACAGACAUGUGAAAAUACUGGAGAGAAUUUUGGCAUUCAAAAUUUUCCCACUGCUCUUGAAGCUAUCACACUGCUGCAUACAAAUUUACUCAGAUUCCACAUGAAAAUGAGUGUUUAUCCUUUGAAUCCUCUGCGAGAGGCACUAACAGAGGCUCUGAAACGGUAUCCUAGCAACCAGUCUCUUUGGAGGUCAUAUAUCCACAUCCAAAGGAAGUCUCACAGUGCUAGCAAAGCACGAAGAUUUUUUGAUGGUGUCACAAGGUCUACUAACUCUUUAGAGCCAUGGCUGUUUGCAAUCCAAGCAGAGCAGAUGAGAAAAAAACUCACUGAGAAUGUCCAGAGGGCAGAUGUUGGUGAAAUACAUUCUACUAUUCCUGAAACUGGGUUAACAAAUCGGAUUGUAGCUCUAUUUGAACACGCAGUUCAGAGUGAAAAUGGUACCCAUUGUCCACUGCUGUGGAGAAUGUAUUUGAACUUUCUGGCUUCACUAGGAAAAAAAGAAAAAAGUAAAGGAUUGUUUUAUAAAGCCCUUCAAAACUGUCCUUGGGCAAAGGUACUCUAUAUGGAUGCAGUAGAGUACUUCCCUGAUCAUCUGCAAGAGACGCUUGAUCUAAUGACUGAAAAAGAAUUGAGAGUGCGGGUGCCUAUGGAAGAGCUGGAUCUACUAUUGGAGGUUUAAAAGAAGACUGUAGAUGAGCGGAGAAAGUACAGAAGCUAAUUCCAAAACUAACAGUUAGACCUGUCUCUCUUCAAACAGGAACUCUGUUGGGACUUGGGUACUAUGUACUUUUUUCUUGAAGGGUUUUUGUUUGUUUGUUUGUUUUAAGCUUUUCUAUAAAUUGCUAUCAAAAUGGAGUUCUACUAGCCGCAAGUAUUCUGGAAUCAAGUACUGCAUUUUGCCCACAAAAAUGCAUCCUUUUCUCUGAAGUAUUGCUGGCUCCCACAGGAGGCUACCCUCUUAUAAAUAGCCUCCUGUUGAAUGUUGCCCACAUUUCUUAUUCUAUUGUUUGAAAUUACAUUCCCUGGAGUUCAGUGGAGAUGCAGCACAUGCCAACUAUGGUUUGGUGAGCAGCACAGGAAAUAAACAUCUGCCAAAUGGAUGCUCCACUGUCCUCCAGUUGGCGGACUUCAGUAAUUUCCUUCAGCUUGGUAUGCAUGCGUGUGUAUAUAUAACUACUGAGUCAGACAGCCAUUACAUCUGUACAUACACUGUUAGUAAAAGCUAAAUCUUUGCUUGAGCAGGCACCUAUUUUGGACUUGUAUUUGUAUGUUUUGACAGAUGACCAUUUUAAUACGAAUAUUUAUGAAAAAUAUACCUGAAUAUUUGAAAAUUCAAAAGGAACUUGAAUUAUUUUUUUAAUUUCUUAAUUUAAUAGAACUGUGAGUGUAUUAAAAAUGAAAAUGUAUCCAUAAUGCAUCUCUAAGCAGCUCACUUUUAAACAAGUUUUUGUAAUUGAUAUACUUGCUUUUAACCCAAAUACAGGCGAUCAUCACGAGAGAAGUAGAGG